Messenger RNA from Coregonus sp. 'balchen', 18756 nucleotides. NCBI's taxonomy places the organism in Eukaryota, Metazoa, Chordata, Actinopteri, Salmoniformes, Salmonidae. The record is from the annotation of a GenBank genome assembly.
AUGGGAUGUGGCACCUCCGUCACCAUCGACAACCAGGCGAGGAGACUGACGACAGGUGAGACAGACUGGGGACAAGUGAUGGUUUUGAUUGUCUUCCCCCAGGUCUCAUGUGGCCUGGUCCCAGAUCUGUUUGGUUUGGCAUGAUGAUAGUCAUAGUAGAAAACCGUAGUUGACAAGACAGUAUAAACAGAUCUGGGACCUGACUACAUCUCGUAGAUAGAUUGUGAAUAUACAGUUUGAUCAUAGAGCACUUUUGACAUCUUUGAGAAUUCAGUAUGUUUAUAAGCCGGCAGCGAUAAAUUAGAAAUCUUGUAGUUUUCACUUCUAGUUGGAUGUUGGUAAACCCUCUCUCUCCCUCUCUCAUGCUCUCUCUCUCUCUCCUCUCUCUAUCUCUCUCUCUCUCUCUAUCUCUCUCUCUCUCUCUCUCUCUCUCUCUCUCUCUCUCUCUCUCUCUCUCUCUCUCUCUCUCUCUCUCUCUCUCUCUCUCUCUCUCUCUCUCUCUCUCUCUCCUCCCUGGUGUCUUGUUAUUUCUACCUCUCUUCCUCUGAGCUGUCUCACUAUAAAUAAUUGUAUUUAAUCACUCCUCACUACAGACAAGACGGCCAAGAACCCUCCCAGCCCUGCACUGAGUAAGAGCCCUCUUCUCACGUCACCCAUAUUACUGAAUCCUAUUGGUCAACCUUACUGUAUCGUUGUGUCCUAUUGGUCAAUGCCCAUGGUCAUCCUGUGUGUCUGCCUGUAUCUUUGUGUUUUUGGACUACCCUCAUGGCUUCAUUUGUUUUCAGUGCUGCUAACUACCAGCAGGGGGCUGUUAUUAAACAGCAAUGUUAUUAAACACAUCUUUUACCCAUCUUCCAUCUCCUCCUGUCAGCUAUGAAGGCAGCCAUCCUGAUCCAGCGCUGGUACAGACGUUACAUAGCCAGGUUAGAGAUGAGACAACGAUACACCUGGAACAUCUUCCAGUCUAUAGAGUAUGCUGGGGAGCAGGACCAGCUACAGGUAAUGGGGACGGAACAGAGGUCCGAGGCCUUGGCUUUAGCCCAGCAGGCCAACACAGUCUGUUAGUACUUGGCCAUAUGAAUACAACUGACUAUGUUUGAAUCUUCCUCAGCUCUCCAGUUUCUUCAAUUUCAUGCUGGACAACUUCACUCAACUCAAUGGGAAUGGCCCAGGUAACUAACAUUUUCUUCUGUUUUCAGGAAUAUUGUUGGACUGUCAGUUCCUGUCACAAAAAAAUGAAAUGCCCGUAAUUAUUUAUAGACUGAACCAAAACCAUCCCGAUCCAUUAAUAGCCUAUGCCUAAAACCUAUUAUGGUGAAGAUGUUGCUUAGCAACCGCAUCCGCAUGCUAUUCGGUUUCUCUGCUGUAGUAAUGUGGAAUAUUGUGUUCCUGUGACUGCUGCUGCUGUCACAGCUGUGGCCUGCCUGUGCACGCACAGACCAACACGUUGCUGCAGAUAAUUAGCCAGCCAGGCCCUUUAGUGGUGAAGACAACAGGCUACGAUGCUCAGACCAUCUUGCCUAUUUUUACGAUUGUGCUUUUAAUUAUACAUACAUCACAGGAGGCUGCUGAGGGGGGGGACAGCUCAUAAUAAUGGCUGGAACGGAGCAAAUGGAAUGGCAUCAAACACUUGGAAACCAUGUGUUUGAUGUAUUUGAUACCAUUCCACUGAUUCCGCUCCAGUCAUUACCACGAGCCCAUCCUCCCCAAUUAAGGUGCCACCAACCUCCUGUGACAUCCAGUAUAUGUGAUCUCUGUGGGUUUGAUCAGAGUAAAUAUGAUAAACUGACUGGUUGUUGACAGACGUGCUCUGAAGAGGGAAGCGACCACUCCAUAGAUAGGGUCUGAGAGAGGUGUGGCUGAAGAGGGAAGCGACCACUCCAUAGAUAGGGUCUGAGAGAGGUGUGGCUGAAGAGGGAAGCGACCACUCCAUAGAUAGGGUCUGAGAGAGGUGUGGCUGAAGAGGGAAGCGACCACUCCAUAGAUAGGGUCUGAGAGAGGUGUGGCUGAAGAGGGAAGCGACCACUCCAUAGAUAGGGUCUGAGAGAGGUGUGGCUGAAGAGGGAAGCGACCACUCCAUAGAUAGGGUCUGAGAGAGGUGUGGCUGAAGAGGGAAGCGACCACUCCAUAGAUAGGGUCUGAGAGAGGUGUGGCUGAAGAGGGAAGCGACCACUCCAUAGAUAGGGUCUGAGAGAGGUGUGGCUGAAGAGGGAAGCGACCACUCCAUAGAUAGGGUCUGAGAGAGGUGUGGCUGAAGAGGGAAGCGACCACUCCAUAGAUAGGGUCUGAGAGAGGUGUGGCUGAAGAGGGAAGCGACCACUCCAUAGAUAGGGUCUGAGAGAGGUGUGGCUGCUGUCAUCUUCAACAACAACAUCUGAUUAUGAUGUCCUGCCUGUUUGUCUCCAGAAAGGAGUGGUGAUGGCUGAACAUUAACCUACUGUAGUGGGCUAUUCAAGAGGAGUAAACAGAGAUGCCCUGAACAUUAACCUACUGUAGUGGGCUAUUCAAGAGGAGUAAACAGAGAUGCCCUGAACAUGGAUAUGUGUUUGACAUCCAGUGUUUUAGUGUGUUAAUAAAAAAGUUAUAUUUUAUUUGAUUCUAUUCAAUUUGAUUCUACUCUAUUUAGGGUUGCAAAAUUCCGGUGACCUACCUAAAAUUCCCAGGUUUUCCAGAAAUUCAGGUUGGAAGAUUCCAGGAAUCAGGAGGCAGUAAGCAGGAAUUCCGGAAGCCUCCAACCAGGAUUUCUGGAAAACCUGGGAAUUUUGGGAAUGUUGACGGAAUUUUGAAACCCUAACUCUAUUUUAUUAAACCUGUGUUCCAUCCUCCAGUUUGAUUCUAUUAAACCUGUGUGUUCCAUCCUCCAGUUGGAUUCUGUUGUAUUAAACUUGUGUGUUCCAUCCUCCAGUUUGAUUCUGUUCUAUUAAACCUGUGUGUUCCAUCCUCCAGUUUGAUUCUGUUCUAUUAAACCUGUGUGUUCCAUCCUCCAGUUUGAUUCUGUUCUAUUAAACUUGUGUGUUCCAUCCUCCAGUUUGAUUCUGUUCUAUUAAACUUGUGUGUUCCAUCCUCCAGUUUGAUUCUGUUCUAUUAAACUUGUGUGUUCCAUCCUCCAUGUUGUCAGAUCUGAUCUCCCACCUGCUUGACCCAGUGGUUGACCCGUGGUCAGACAGAGAAAGACAGACCAAGUAUGAACAGAUCACCGUUCCUGAGUCCUACAGCGGUCCUCACCUCACCUUCCCCCUCACCGUCUCUCACACCAACGCCCUGCUCUCUGCAUUCAAAGAACAACAGGUACCGUACGAUUCAAUUCAAACUUUAUUGUUCCCACUGUGUGCUACAGGACCUGUAUUCUUAAAGCAUUUCAGAGUAGUCGUGCUGAUCUGGGAUCAGGUCCUCCCUGUUCAUGUAAUCUUACUCAUUAUGAUCUAAAAGGCCAAACUGAUCCUGGAUCAGGACUCCUACUCUGAGACUUUAUGAAUACGGGCCCAGGGAGUACAGGAGCUGGUCUGGACAGUAAGGCAGCUUAAUGAAUAAUAACAAACCAACAACCCAUUGCCAUACCUGAUGGUUACCUGUCAUCAUUUCAGCCUCUCCAUGGCAGAUACAUGCUGCAGCUGUUACACGAGACUAAGAAGCUCCUGAAACAGAUGCCAAACGUCAUUCACCUGUCCACACCCUACGCCAAGGAGAUCACAAUAUGUGGUAGGUUGUUGAUAGUGCAUAUUAAAUACUUUUUUAUUGAUUGGAUUGAUAUAGCGCUUUUCCAGAUGAUCACAGCACUUUACACUGUAUAAGGGAAACUAAUCCACCACUCCAAUAUUGUUUUCAGUACUGCUAACUAUGUUGUCCAAUAUUUGACCAUGUAUUGUCUUGUACUUGUUGGUUAAUUUCAUUUAAAGGCCUUUAGUUUUUUUGGGGGAACGUGAGUAUCCAGAUGGCAAGUUGACUAUCUAGUACACAACACUGACUAUCUAGUACACAACACUGACUAUCUAGUACACACCACUGACUAUCUAGUACACAACACUGACUAUCUAGUACACAACACUGACUAUCUAGUACACACCACUGACUAUCUAGUACACACCACUGACUAUCUAGUACACACCACUGACUAUCUAGUACACACCACUGACUAUCUAGCACACAACACUGACUAUCUAGUACACACCACUGACUAUCUAGUACACAACACUGACUAUCUAGUACACACCACUGACUAUCUAGUACACAACACUGACUAUCUAGCACACAACACUGACUAUCUAGUACACAACACUGACUAUCUAGUACACACCACUGACUAUCUAGUACACAACACUGACUAUCUAGUACACAACACUGACUAUCUAGUACACAACACUGACUAUCUAGUACACACCACUGACUAUCUAGUACACAACACUGACUAUCUAGUACACACCACUGCUCCCGGUUGUUUAUUUACAUAAUGAAAAUACUUCAUUUCACCUCAAUGGCCUCCUUCCCUGUAGUCAGAGACGCAUCUCAUCAAACUCAAGAAUGCUUGAGACAAAUGUUAAACACACACAGAACAUGAAUGAUUAAUUCAAUAUAGGAGAGCAUGUUAAUUAACUCUUGAUUAACUCAGUUAACCAAUUAACCCAGUCAUUUUGGUUUCAUAUGCCAUAGAUGGUCUAAUCACGUUUCUAGGAGAAAAGGUCUACUACCUAAUCUUCUAAUGCUUCUAAUUUCCUUCAGGAGAUUUACAUGGCCGACUAGAUGACUUGCUGCUCAUAUUCUACAAGGUAAGGCUCUUGACAUGAUACUGUAUAUGUUAUAGUGUAUGUGUGACACUACAUGAAGAGAAACAAUGGCCUACUUUUUCCAUAAUAACUGUUCAUUAUUCCAUCUCUUCCAGAACGGCCUCCCCUCGGCAGAGACGCCGUACGUGUUCAACGGAGACUUUGUGGACCGAGGGAAGAAGUCUGUGGAGGUCAUCAUCCUGCUGUUUGCCUACCUGCUUCUGUACCCAGACCACAUGACCCUGAACAGAGGCAACCACGAGGACCACAUCAUGAACCUCCGGUAGGUACACAGACCACAUGACCCUGAACAGAGGCAACCACGAGGACCACAUCAUGAACCUCCAGGAGGUACACACACACAGACCACAUGACCCUGAACAGAGGCAACCACGAGGACCACAUCAGGAACCUCCUGUAGGUACACACACACAGACCACAUGACCCUGAACAGAGGCAACCACGAGGACCACAUCAGGAACCUCCUGUAGGUACACACACACAGACCACAUGACCCUGAACAGAGGCAACCACGAGGACCACAUCAGGAACCUCCGGUAGUACACACACACAGACCACAUGACCCUGAACAGAGGCAACCACGAGGACCACAUCAGGAACCUCCUGUAGGUACACACACACAGACCACAUGACCCUGAACAGAGGCAACCACGAGGACCACAUCAUGAACCUCCGGUAGGUACACACACACAGACCACAUGACCCUGAACAGAGGCAACCACGAGGACCACAUCAGGAACCUCGGGCGCAGAUAGAAUUUAAAUGCUAACGUGUUUCUCUAAUAUCACAUCGAUUCAGACCUGUACGAUGCUACAGACACAAAAUCCGAAAACUUUAUUUCAGUUUUUCUUAUAUGCAAGACUCAACAAAUGUUGCUUGGAAUUGUCCUUUGUUACACACAAGAACAUGCAUGACAAGCACAACAUUGCAGUAUAUUAAUGCUGCUCUGUUUUCUGUUUUUCAGAUAUGGAUUCACUAAAGAAGUUAUGCAGAAGUACAAGGUAAAGUCCCCUUCACGGUUCACACAGGACCUAUGUAGUUGUACUUACUUCCAUCUAGUGGCGGCUUCUUGUCAUGACCACUCGGCAGACAUGUAACCUCUCUCUCCUCUGCAGACAUGUAACCUCUCUCUCUCUCUCUCUCUCUCUCUCUCUCUCUCUCUCUCUCUCUCUCUCUCUCUCUCUCUCUCUCUCUCUCUCUCUCUCUCUCUCUCUCUCUCUCUCUCUCUCUGCAGACAUGUAACCUCUCUCUCUCCUCUGCAGACAUGUAACCUCUCUCUCUCUCUCCUCUGCAGACAUGUAACCUCUCUCUCUCUCCUCUGCAGACAUGUAACCUCUCUCUCUCUCUCUCUCCUCUGCAGACAUGUAACCUCUCUCUCUCUCUCCUCUGCAGACAUGUAACCUCUAUCUCUCGCUCUCCUCUGCAGACAUGUAACCUCUCUCACUCUCCUUUACAGACAUGUAACCUCUCUCUCCUCUGCAGAAAUGUAACCUGUUUCUCUCUCUCCACUCUGCAGACAUGUAACCUCUCUCGCUCUCCUUUACAGACAUGUAACCUCUCUCUCCUCUGCAGACAUGUAACCCCCUUCUCUUUAUUCUGCAGACACAUGGUAGGGACAUCCUACUGCUGAUCCAGGAUGUGUUUAGCCUCCUCCCCAUAGCAACAAUCAUCGACAACAAAGUGCUCAUCGUCCAUGGAGGAAUAUCAGACAUGACGGACCUGGAUUUCCUCAGCUCUAUAGAGAGACACAAGGUGAGAACAGACUGUAAACCUACAGGUACUGUAGUGUCCUGUACUGUAGUGUCCUGUACUGUAGGGUCCUGUACUGUAGGGUCCUGUACUGUAGGGUCCUGUACUGUAGUGUCAUGUACUGUAGGGUCCUGGACUGUAGUGUCCUGUACUGUAGGGUCCUGUACUGUAGUGUCCUGUACUGUAGGGUCCUGUACUGUAGUGUCCUGUACUGUAGGGUCCUGGACUGUAGGGUCCUGUACUAUAGUGUCCUGUACUGUAGGGUCCUGUACUGUAGUGUCCUGUACUGUAGGGUCCUGUACUGUAGUGUCCUGUACUAUAGGUCCUGUACAGUAGUGUACUGUACUGUAGUGUCCUGUACUGUAGUGUCCUGUACUGUAGUGUCCUGUACUGUAGGGUCCUGUACUGUAGGGUCCUGUACUGUAGGGUCCUGUACUGUAGUGUCCUGUACUGUAGUGUCCUGUACUGUAGGGUCCUGUAAUGUAGGGUCCUGUACUGUAGGGUCCUGUACUGUAGUGUCCUGUACUGUAGUGUCAUGUACUGUAGGGUCCUGUACUGUAGUGUCCUGUACUGUAGGGUCCUGUACUGUAGGGUCCUGUACUGUAGUGUCCUGUACUGUAGGGUCCUGUAAUGUAGGGUCCUGUACUGUAGUGUCCUGUACUGUAGUGUCCUGUACUGUAGGGUCCUGUAAUGUAGGGUCCUGUAAUGUAGGGUCCUGUACUGUAGUGUCCUGUACUGUAGGGUCCUGUAAUGUAGGGUCCUGUAAUGUAGGGUCCUGUACUGUAGGGUCCUGUACUGUAGUGUCCUGUACUGUAGUGUCCUGUACUGUAGGGUCCUGUAAUGUAGGGUCCUGUACUGUAGGGUCCUGUACUGUAGUGUCCUGUACUGUAGUGUCAUGUACUGUAGGGUCCUGUACUGUAGUGUCCUGUACUGUAGGGUCCUGUACUGUAGGGUCCUGUACUGUAGUGUCCUGUACUGUAGUGUCCUGUACUGUAGUGUCCUGUACUGUAGGGUCCUGUACUGUAGUGUCCUGUACUGUAGUGUAGGGUCCUGUACUGUAGGGUCCUGUAAUGUAGGGUCCUGUACUGUAGGGUCCUGUACUGUAGGGUCCUGUACUAUAGGGUCCUGUACUGUAGUGUCUUGUACUGUAGUGUCCUGUACUGUAGGGUCCUGUACUGUAGUGUCCUGUACUGUAGGGUCCUGUACUGAAGUGUCCUGUACUAUAGGUCCUGUACAGUAGUGUCCUGUACUGUAGUGUCCUGUACUGUAGUGUACUGUAGUGUCCUGUACUAUAGGGUCCUGUACUGUAGGGUCCUGUACUGUAGUGUCCUGUACUGUAGUGUCCUGUACUGUAGGGUCCUGUACUGUAGUGUCCUGUACUGUAGUGUCCUGUACUAUAGGGUCCUGUACUGUAGGGUCCUGUACUGUAGUGUCCUGUACUGUAGUGUCCUGUACUAUAGGGCCCUGUACUGUACUGUAGUGUCCUGUACUGUAGGGUCCUGUACUAUAGGGUCCUGUACUGUAGGGUCCUGUACUGUAGGGUCCUGUACUGUAGUGUCCUGUACUGUAGGGUCCUGUACUGUAGGGUCCUGUACUGUAGUGUACUGUAGUGUCCUGUACUGUAGGGUCCUGUACUGUAGGGUCCUGUACUGUAGGGUCCUGUACUGUAGUGUACUGUAGUGUCCUGUACUGUAGGGUCCUGUACUGUAGGGUCCUGUACUGUAGGGUCCUGUACUAUAGUGUCCUGUACUAUAGGGUCCUGUACUGUAGGGUCCUGUACUGUAGGGUCCUGUACUGUAGUGUCCUGUACUGUAGGGUCCUGUACUGUAGUGUCCUGUACUGUAGUGUCCUGUACUGUAGGGUCCUGUACUGUAGUGUCCUGUACUGUAGUGUCCUGUACUGUAGGGUCCUGUACUGUAGUGUCCUGUACUGUAGUGUAGGGUCCUGUACUGUAGGGUACUGUACUGUAGGGUCCUGUACUGUAGUGUCCUGUACUGUAGGGUCCUGUACUGUAGUGUCCUGUACUGUAGGGUCCUGUACUGUAGGGUCCUGUACUGUAGGGUCCUGUACUGUAGUGUAGUGUCCUGUACUGUAGUGUCCUGUACUGUAGCGUCCUGUACUAUAGGGUCCUGUACUGUAGUGUCAUGUACUGUAGGGUCCUGUACUGUAGGGUCCUGGAGUGUCCUGUACUGUAGGGUCCUGUACUGUAGGGUCCUGUACUGUAGGGUCCUGUACUGUAGGGUCCUGUACUGUAGGGUCCUGUACUGUAGUGUCCUGUACUGUAGGGUCCUGUACUGUAGGGUCCUGUACUGUAGGGUCCUGUACUGUAGUGUCCUGUACUGUAGGUGCCGGGCACAUCUUCUACUGGCCCGGUCUGAAAAGUACUAACCAACAGGCUAGCAGGCUGGCUUAAUUUCCAAACCUGACUGUAGUGAAAAAGAGUGACAUUCAGUCAGUGGGGAUUCAAGCUAACUGUACUCUCUUCUCUCUCUCCUCUUUUCCAGGUGAAAUCUGCCCUGAGGCUUCCUAGGAGGAGUCUGAACUAUCUGGAGGUGACUGGGAGCAGUAGGCAGGUCAGUUCCUGAUACAGUAGGAUGGAGGUGACUGGGAGCAGUAGGCAGGUCAGUUCCUGAUACAGUAGGAUGGAGGUGACUAGGAGCAGUAGACAGGUCAGUUCCUGAUACAGUAGGAUGACUAGGAGCAGUAGUCAGGUCAGUUCCUGAUACAGUAGGAUGACUAGGAGCAGUAGCCAGGUCAGUUCCUGAUACAGUAGGAUGACUAGGAGCAGUAGACAGGUCAGUUCCUGAUACAGUAGGAUGACUAGGAGCAGUAGACAGGUCAGUUCCUGAUACAGUAGGAUGACUAGGAGCAGUAGACAGGUCAGUUCCUGAUACAGUAGGAUGGAGGUGACUAGGAGCAGUAGACAGGUCAGUUCCUGAUACAGUAGGAUGACUAGGAGCAGUAGACAGGUCAGUUCCUGAUACAGUAGGAUGACUAGGAGCAGUAGACAGGUCAGUUCCUGAUACAGUAGGAUGACUAGGAGCAGUAGACAGGUCAGUUCCUGAUACAGUAGGAUGGAGGUGACUAGGAGCAGUAGACAGGUCAGUUCCUGAUACAGUAGGAUGACUAGGAGCAGUAGACAGGUCAGUUCCUGAUACAGUAGGAUGACUAGGAGCAGUAGACAGGUCAGUUCCUGAUACAGUAGGAUGGAGGUGACUAGGAGCAGUAGACAGGUCAGUUCCUGAUACAGUAGGAUGGAGGUGACUAGGAGCAGUAGACAGGUCAGUACCUGAUACAGUAGGAUGACUAGGAGCAGUAGACAGGUCAGUUCCUGAUACAGUAGGAUGACUAGGAGCAGUAGACAGGUCAGUUCCUGAUACAGUAGGAUGGAGGUGACUAGGAGCAGUAGACAGGUCAGUUCCUGAUACAGUAGGAUGACUAGGAGCAGUAGACAGGUCAGUUCCUGAUACAGUAGGAUGACUAGGAGCAGUAGACAGGUCAGUUCCUGAUACAGUAGGAUGACUAGGAGCAGUAGACAGGUCAGUUCCUGAUACAGUAGGAUGACUAGAAGCAGUAGACAGGUCAGUUCCUGAUACAGUAGGAUGGAGGUGACUAGGAGCAGUAGACAGGUCAGUUCCUGAUACAGUAGGAUGGAGGUGACUAGGAGCAGUAGACAGGUCAGUUCCUGAUACAGUAGCAUGGAGGUGACUGGGAGCAGUAGACAGGUCAGUUCCUGAUACAGUAGGAUGACUAGGAGCAGUAGACAGGUCAGUUCCUGAUACAGUAGGAUGGAGGUGACUAGGAGCAGUAGACAGGUCAGUUCCUGAUACAGUAGGAUGACUAGGAGCAGUAGACAGGUCAGUUCCUGAUACAGUAGGAUGGAGGUGACUAGGAGCAGUAGACAGGUCAGUUCCUGAUACAGUAGGAUGGAGGUGACUAGGAGCAGUAGACAGGUCAGUACCUGAUACAGUAGGAUGACUAGGAGCAGUAGACAGGUCAGUUCCUGAUACAGUAGGAUGACUAGGAGCAGUAGACAGGUCAGUUCCUGAUACAGUAGGAUGACUAGGAGCAGUAGACAGGUCAGUUCCUGAUACAGUAGGAUGGAGGUGACUAGGAGCAGUAGACAGGUCAGUUCCUGAUACAGUAGGAUGACUAGGAGCAGUAGACAGGUCAGUUCCUGAUACAGUAGGAUGGAGGUGACUAGGAGCAGUAGACAGGUCAGUUCCUGAUACAGUAGGAUGACUAGGAGCAGUAGACAGGUCAGUUCCUGAUACAGUAGGAUGACUAGGAGCAGUAGACAGGUCAGUUCCUGAUACAGUAGCAUGACUAGGAGCAGUAGACAGGUCAGUUCCUGAUACAGUAGGAUGGAGGUGACUAGGAGCAGUAGACAGGUCAGUUCCUGAUACAGUAGGAUGACUAGGAGCAGUAGACAGGUCAGUUCCUGAUACAGUAGGAUGACUAGGAGCAGUAGACAGGUCAGUUCCUGAUACAGUAGGAUGACUAGGAGCAGUAGACAGGUCAGUUCCUGAUACGGUAAGAUGGAGGUGACUAGGAGCAGUAGACAGGUCAGUUCCUGAUACAGUAGCAUGACUAGGAGCAGUAGACAGGUCAGUUCCUGAUACAGUAGGAUGACUAGGAGCAGUAGACAGGUCAGUUCCUGAUACAGUAGCAUGACUAGGAGCAGUAGACAGGUCAGUUCCUGAUACAGUAGGAUGACUAGGAGCAGUAGACAGGUCAGUUCCUGAUACAGUAGGAUGGAGGUGACUAGGAGCAGUAGACAGGUCAGUUCCUGAUACAGUAGGAUGACUAGGAGCAGUAGACAGGUCAGUUCCUGAUGCAGUAGGAUGGAGGUGACUAGGAGCAGUAGACAGGUCAGUUCCUGAUACAGUAGGAUGACUAGGAGCAGUAGACAGGUCAGUUCCUGAUACAGUAGGAUGACUAGGAGCAGUAGAAAGGUCAGUUCCUGAUACAGUAGGAUGACUAGGAGCAGUAGACAGGUCAGUUCCUGAUACAGUAGGAUGACUAGGAGCAGUAGACAGGUCAGUUCCUGAUACAGUAGGAUGACUAGGAGCAGUAGAAAGGUCAGUUCCUGAUACAGUAGGAUGACUAGGAGCAGUAGACAGCUCAGUUCCUGAUACAGUAGGAUGAAUAGGAGCAGUAGACAGGUCAGUUCCUGAUACAGCAGUAUGACUAGGAGCAGUAGACAGGUCAGUUCCUGAUACAGUAGGAUGACUAGGAGCAGUAGACAGGUCAGUUCCUGAUACAGUAGGAUGGAGGUGACUAGGAGCAGUAGACAGGUCAGUUCCUGAUACAGUAGGAUGACUAGGAGCAGUAGACAGGUCAGUUCCUGAUACAGUAGGAUGGAGGUGACUAGGAGCAGUAGACAGGUCAGUUCCUGAUACAGUAGGAUGGAGGUGACUAGGAGCAGUAGACAGGUCAGUUCCUGAUACAGUAGGAUGGAGGUGACUAGGAGCAGUAGACAGGUCAGUUCCUGAUACAGUAGGAUGACUAGGAGCAGUAGACAGGUCAGUUCCUGAUACAGUAGGAUGACUAGGAGCAGUAGACAGGUCAGUUCCUGAUACAGUAGGAUGACUAGGAGCAGUAGACAGGUCAGUUCCUGAUACAGUAGAUUGACUAGGAGCAGUAGACAGGUCAGUUCCUGAUACAGUAGGAUGGAGGUGACUAGGAGCAGUAGACAGGUCAGUUCCUGAUACAGUAGGAUGACUAGGAGCAGUAGACAGCUCAGUUCCUGAUACAGUAGGAUGACUAGGAGCAGUAGACAGGUCAGUUCCUGAUACAGUAGGAUGACUAGGAGCAGUAGACAGGUCAGUUCCUGAUACAGUAGGAUGACUAGGAGCAGUAGACAGGUCAGUUCCUGAUACAGUAGGAUGACUAGGAGCAGUAGACAGGUCAGUUCCUGAUACAGUAGGAUGACUAGGAGCAGUAGACAGGUCAGUUCCUGAUACAGUAGGAUGGAGGUGACUAGGAGCAGUAGAAAGGUCAGUUCCUGAUACAGUAGGAUGACUAGGAGCAGUAGACAGGUCAGUUCCUGAUACAGUAGGAUGGAGGUGACUAGGAGCAGUAGACAGGUCAGUUCCUGAUACAGUAGGAUGACUAGGAGCAGCAGACAGGUCAGUUCCUGAUACAGUAGGAUGACUAGGAGCAGUAGACAGGUCAGUUCCUGAUACAGUAGGAUGGAGGUGACUAGGAGCAGUAGAAACGUCAGUUCCUGAUACAGUAGGAUGACUAGGAGCAGUAGACAGGUCAGUUCCUGAUACAGUAGGAUGGAGGUGACUAGGAGCAGUAGACAGGUCAGUUCCUGAUACAGUAGGAUGACUAGGAGCAGUAGACAGGUCAGUUCCUGAUACAGUAGGAUGGAGGUGACUAGGAGCAGUAGACAGGUCAGUUCCUGAUACAGUAGGAUGACUAGGAGCAGUAGACAGGUCAGUUCCUGAUACAGUAGGAUGACUAGGAGCAGUAGACAGGUCAGUUCCUGAUACAGUAGGAUGACUAGGAGCAGUAGACAGGUCAGUUCCUGAUACAGUAGAUUGACUAGGAGCAGUAGACAGGUCAGUUCCUGAUACAGUAGGAUGGAGGUGACUAGGAGCAGUAGACAGGUCAGUUCCUGAUACAGUAGGAUGACUAGGAGCAGUAGACAGCUCAGUUCCUGAUACAGUAGGAUGACUAGGAGCAGUAGACAGGUCAGUUCCUGAUACAGUAGGAUGACUAGGAGCAGUAGACAGGUCAGUUCCUGAUACAGUAGUAUGACUAGGAGCAGUAGACAGGUCAGUUCCUGAUACAGUAGGAUGACUAGGAGCAGUAGACAGGUCAGUUCCUGAUACAGUAGGAUGACUAGGAGCAGUAGACAGGUCAGUUCCUGAUACAGUAGGAUGGAGGUGACUAGGAGCAGUAGAAAGGUCAGUUCCUGAUACAGUAGGAUGACUAGGAGCAGUAGACAGGUCAGUUCCUGAUACAGUAGGAUGACUAGGAGCAGUAGACAGGUCAGUUCCUGAUACAGUAGGAUGACUAGGAGCAGUAGACAGGUCAGUUCCUGAUACAGUAGGAUGGAGGUGACUAGGAGCAGUAGAAACGUCAGUUCCUGAUACAGUAUCAUGACUAGGAGCAGUAGACAGGUCAGUUCCUGAUACAGUAGGAUGGAGGUGACUAGGAGCAGUAGACAGGUCAGUUCCUGAUACAGUAGGAUGACUAGGAGCAGUAGACAGGUCAGUUCCUGAUACAGUAGGAUGGAGGUGACUAGGAGCAGUAGACAGGUCAGUUCCUGAUACAGUAGGAUGACUAGGAGCAGUAGACAGGUCAGUUCCUGAUACAGUAGGAUGACUAGGAGCAGUAGACAGGUCAGUUCCUGAUACAGUAGGAUGGAGGUGACUAGGAGCAGUAGGCAGGUCAGUUCCUGAUACAGUAGGAUGACUAGGAGCAGUAGACAGGUCAGUUCCUGAUACAGUAGGAUGACUAGGAGCAGUAGACAGGUCAGUUCCUGAUACAGUAGGAUGGAGGUGACUAGGAGCAGUAGACAGGUCAGUUCCUGAUACAGUAGGAUGGAGGUGACUAGGAGCAGUAGACAGGUCAGUUCCUGAUACAGUAGGAUGGAGGUGACUAGGAGCAGUAGACAGGUCAGUUCCUGAUACAGUAGGAUGGAGGUGACUAGGAGCAGUAGAAGGGUCAGUACCUGAUACAGAGGAUGUUCAGUAUUACAUUAUGUUCUUGUUUUAUUUUAUAUAUGUGUGUUUUAUUGACUAUCAGCGGUAAAGCAAAUUAACCCUCAGGGAUAAUAAAGAUUCUCUACUCUACUCUACUCAGGGCCAAUCAGAGAGCCCCGGAUGUAGGUGCAGGGGUCAGGGCCAGCCAGAGAGUCCCCGGUGUAGGAGCAGGGGUCAGGGCCAGCCAGAGAGCCCCCGGUGUAGGAGCAGGGGUCAGGGCCAGCCAGAGAGCCCCCGGUGUAGGAGCAGGGGUCAGGACCAUGGCAAGACCCCCAAGAAGAGAUGUCACCUCACCAGACAGGGCAGCUGCUCCUCCUCGUCCUCGCUGUGCUCCCCCCGGAGGUCGUCCCGCCUCAGUCCGCGCCCCUGCCUUUCUCCCAGCAUGCCGAGCCCCACCGACGCCCUCCAGGUGCUCUUCCUAACGAUAAUAAUAACAACAAUAAUAAUAAUAACAAUAUUAAUAAUAUUAUUAUUGUUAGGUGCCCUUCCUGGACUCCUUCACCGCCCUCCCCGUCCCUCAGCCGCCCAGGGAGGAGUUGGAGUGGAAACAGGUGAGAGCAGAGCGCCACCUUCAGGCUGGAGGCCAACGGUGGUGGUUGGGUGGUAGAUCUGUUGAGUGGAUCAAGAAGAUAAAAAAAUGACUAAAUAGACUUGUACAAUUUGGCUCCCAGCUCUUUUCUCUUCCUAGUAAAGUUGAUACAUAGUUUAAACAUUGUCUAACAGGAAGUUCUCCUAUGCACCAAUCCUGCGUUACGGUAGUAGUGACCAUUCUUUUUUUUUUUUAUAAUAUGUUUAUUAUUUUCCAAUAAAAAUAAAGUAAAAGAGACAGCAAUACAAACAAUGACAUUCAUUGUACUGUUGGAUGGGAUGGCCAGUUUAGAGGACAAAACAAAAGUUAACUCACACAUACACAAAAUAAAACAAAAUCCUAUUAGGUGGUACGUGUAUAAGAAGACAGCAUAUAGUCAUUACAAGCAGUGUAGUUCAGCCAAAAAUAAAUAUUGAGUGGAGUACAGCACAGAGUAGCAGCAGAUCGUCAGCCCAGUUAUGAAGCGGGACUAGACCAUUUAUCCAGUAUCGGCUGCCAUAUUUUGUAAAACAAUGGACUUCUAUUGGAGGUGUUGUAUCGAAUCUUUUCCAUAUGGAUUACAUUCCCUAAAUCCCGUAACCACAUUUCAAAGGUAGGUACAGUCUCCAAUUUCCAAAAUUGCAAUAUGAGCCUUUUGGCUAAUAGAGUACAAAGAGAGACAGCUUUCCCCUCCUGGUUGUAGUGACCAUUCUUACUGUCUCAUGCUGAAGGUAGUAGAUUUGCUGUGGAGCGACCCGAAGAGCCAGCCAGGCUGCAGUCCCAACACCUUCAGAGGAGGAGGCAGGUACUUCGGGCCAGACGUGACCCACCGUCUGCUGGAGAGACACGGCAUGAGUCUACUGAUCAGAUCACAUGAGUGUAAACAGGAGGGCUACGAACUCUGCCACGACGGACAGGUAAUCUGUUAGGCCUGGUUCAAAUCUCCAUUGAACAUGGUUUUUAGUGUGUCUGGGAAACCAACCCCUGGCUAGUAGACAAUAGGGCUAUCUCUAUAAGAGCUAAGUGUAUUUAGUUUUUCUUUCAGGUGAUCACCAUUUUCUCUGCGUCUAACUACUAUGAGGAGGGUAGUAACCGUGGAGCCUACAUUAAGCUGGGCAGAGAGCUGCUCCCUCGCUUCUUCCAGUACCAGGUCAGCAGGAUCACCAGGAAACUCACCCUGACUCAGAGGUAGGGGCUGGGGCUGGGGGUGGAGCUGGGUCUCACGGUUGCUACUGGUUUCUACACACAGAGGGUGACAAUGAGUUGAUAAUCGUGUGUGGGUGUGUGUCUCUCCACAGGGUGAAUGUGGCAGAGGGUUCGGCUGUAAGGGCUCUACAGGAGAAGCUGUUUGCCCACCGCUCAGAACUCAUGGCUGCCUUUCAGCAGUAUGACACAAGUAACAGUGGUAAGAUAUUUCUGCAAUAACUUAUACAAUAACGUUACGUUAUGGUAGUCCAUCGUAUCCCAUGAUGACUUCCACUUCUGAUUUAACUGUGAAUUCUUUGGUGGAGUCCAAUCCGAGAUCCAAAAACGUUAUUGCAGGUGGGGUAUGUGCAAUCUGUGUUGGUGGGGGCAGCAUGGUUGUAUGUCUCAGUCUGUGUUGGAGGGGGCAGCAUGGUUGUAUGUCUCAGUCUGUGUUGGUGGGGGCAGCAUGGUUGUAUGUCUCAGUCUGUGUUGGCGGGGGCAGACAUGGUUGUAUGUCUCAGUCUGUGUUGGCGGGGGCAGCAUGGUUGUAUGUCUCAGUCUGUGUUGGUGGGGGCAGGCAUGGUUGUAUGUCUCAGUCUGUGUUGGCGGGGGCAGACAUGGUUGUAUGUCUCAGUCUGUGUUGGCGGGGGCAGCAUGGUUGUAUGUCUCAGUCUGUGUUGGCGGGGGCAGCAUGGUUGUAUGUCUCCUGAGCUGUUUUUGCUGUUUCUUUGUGCUCCUCUCCUCCUCCUCUGUACACCGCUCUGGCAGAGCUGCCGCCAGGUGGAAUGGUCGGCAGCAGCGUCCUCCAGGUCUGUGGGUUUGAUGUUGCACUUCUUCAGCAACGUUUUCAGCUGGUCCUUGUAGCACUUCAUCUGCCCCCCUGCAGACCGCCUUGCCAAGCUGGCCAUACAGGAUCUUCCACGGCAAGCGAUCCUGAGACAUUCUAAUGACAUGCCCAAGCCAGCGCAGUUGGUGUUGGGUGACCAUGGCCUCCAUACUCUUGCAGAUGGUCUUAGAAAGUAUUUCUGUAUGGGGAACACGGUCGCACCAGGUGAUUCCCAGGAUGCACUGCAGGCAUCUUAUGUGGAAUCGCCCAGGCUUCCCAGCUGUAAAGGAGUGUGGUGAUGCAGACGGCUUGAUACACGGCGACUUCAGUGUGGAGGUGGAGAUCCCUGUUUUGGAAGACCCUGCGUCUGAGUUUCCUGAAGGCAGCUGAUGCUUGCUUGAUCCUGUUUUGAAUUUUGAGGUUGAUGCUGCAGUCCUCCGAGAGGAUGCUGCCCAGGUAUUUGAAUGAAGGGAAUAUCUCCAGUGAUUUGUGUUCAAUGGUGAAGACAGGCAUGGUGGGUGGAGGGCUGGAUCUCCAUUGGCAGACCACCUCUGUCUUGGUGGUGUUGAUAGACAGUUCCAUCCUGCUAUAGACCCUCACAGCUGCUACAAGGACGGACUGAAGGUCUUCUGGACUGUGGGCCACAAGAACACAGUCAUCAGCAUACUGCAGCUCAAGAACCCACUCCGUCAAAACCUUGGUGGUUGCUUGGAGCCUCCUGAUGUUGAAUAGGUUUCCAUCCAGCCUGAAGUCCACCUCAACCCCAGCUGCUGUCCUCAAGCUCCUUGUGGAGAAGCUGGGUGACACAUAGGAAGAAGAUGUUAAAGAGCACAGGUGCCAGCUAACACCCCUGCCUCACACCGAUGCUUACUCCAAAGGGCACUGACUCCUGCCCUCCUAUGGCCACCCGAGCCAUCAUCCCAUUAUGGAACUGGAAAAGGAUGUUGACUGAUGUGUCUGGACAGCCACAUUUGAGUAGAAUGGUCCAUAGUAGUUCCCUGCUCACAGUGUCGAAGGCCUCACACACACACACACACACACACACACACUGCCUGCCUGCUGUUAAAGAACACCCCAAACUCCUAUGAUAUAGUAAUGUUCUGAGAUGUGUAGCCACCUGCCAUAAAGACCACCUGGAACGUGCCCAUCAUUGUGUAUCAUUAUGUGACUCUGUGCUUUGUGUCUGUUCCAGGCCGUGCCUCUGUUAGUGAGUUAGGCUGUCUGUUCCAGGCUGUACCUCUGUCAGUGAGUUUGUGUCUGUGGUGUGUGUGUCUCUUCCCACUAUGUCCAGGCUGUAUCUCUGUCAGUGAGUGGGCCCUGGUGGUGGAGUCAGUCCUGAGACUGGACCUGCCCUGGAGGACACUGCGCCCACGCCUGGCACGGCUCGCAACAGAUGGCAGCGUCGACUACCAGUCCUGCUUCGAGGACAUGGGCCCGGGACAACCCAUACCCCAGGUCAGAACCAGGAAGAGACUGAUUGAUCCAUUUUAUUGAUUUUUAUUUUGCAACCAAUAAAGCUGUUCAAUAAAGCUGCUCCAUUCACUCAAACUCUCUCUUUAUGUCUUUUGUUCAGGUCACUCCAAACUUGGCUGAAACUCUUUACAGAUAUCGAACAGACCUUGAGAUCAUCUUCAACAUCAUGGACAAAGACCACUCCGGUACAUGUUCCUCUGAUGAUGACUAUUGCAGCUCAUAAGCCUGCUAGCUCACAUCAUGCUACAUGAACCAUUAGCUCGUUAGAAAGAAAACCUUUAGUAUUUCUUAGUUUCUCUCACUGUCUCCCCCCAUCCAGGUCAGAUCUCGGUCGAGGAGUUCCGUCAGACCUGGCGUCUGUUUAGCGCUCACCUGGGAGUGGAUGUGGAUGACCGGGCCAUAGAUGACCUGGCUAAGAGUAUGGACUUCAACAAGGAUGGCAGCAUCGACUUCAAC